AAGGCGACGUGUGGCUGUCUGCUGCUGCGGAGAUCAGCUGCGAGGAGCUUUUUCUCAAAAAUGCUCCCCAAACUUCAGGGCCUGGAUGAACCGGCAGGACCCGCCGCCCUCCGCUCGGUCAGAGGCCGGACUGUAACGGGCUCAGGUGUCAACUGAAAACGAUGCAGUCUGUGCCCAUGGAGGUGGGAAGCAGCAGCGGCAGCGGCUCAGUGGUUCAGGUUUGCUUCCCCGGCGCUCAGACCUCGGUGCUGGACAGCCUGAACCGGCAGAGAGAGGACGGCAGCCUCUGCGACCUCUCCAUCCAUGUCCAGGGACAAGUGUUCAAGGCCCACCGCUGCGUCCUGGCUGCGUCCUCGCCUUACUUCCACGACCAGGUACUACUGAAGAACAUGUCCACGGUCUCCAUCCCGGCAGUGAUGGACCCGCUGGCGUUUGAGAGCGUGCUGAGCUGCGCCUACACGGGUCAGCUCCGGAUGCUGCGUGAUGACAUCGUCAACUACCUCACAGUGGGCAGCGUCCUGCAGAUGUGGCACAUUGUGGACAAAUGCACGGAGCUACUGAAGGAGGGCCGAGCCGCGGCGGCAGGAGGGAGCGGCGGAGGUGGAGGCGGUGCUGUGCAGGAUGGAAUAAGUGGAGCUGGAGGAUCAGCCAACUCUGGCUGUAGCAGCAGCAAUGGUGACGGUGGAGCAGGUGGUGGUAAUGGAGCUGCUGGUGCUGGAAGUGUUGGUCAAGUCCAGGUUGGGGAGUCUAACGAGCCCCCGCGAGCCUCCCAGCCUCCCAGCCGCCCGUCGGUGAGCGAGAGCCAAUCACCCAGCAGCACCAACUACUUCAGCCCAAGGGAUGGGAGCAGCUUUGGGGGAGGUGGCGCGGCUGCAACGGGAGCUUCUGGGGAUGGAGGCGGGGCUAACAACACCCCCAGCUACUGCACUCCAUCAGGAGGCGAAGAAGCCUUCCUUAUUGAGGAGGAAGAGGAAGCUGAGGAGGAAGAGGAAGCUGAGGAGGAAGAGGAGGAGGUGCUGUACCAUCAAAGGAAACGAGGAAGCACAGGAGGAGGAGGCAGCGGGAGGAGGAAGAAGAUGAGCUCAGUGUCAGAGCAGGAGGUCGGGGUCAGCGACAGCUUUGGGGUUUCAUCCUAUCAGGACGGAGAGGACUCUGCGUUGCCGCUGCAGAAGCGUCCCACCUACAGCCAGCCCAGCAUCAUGCCUCGCAAGCAGUGGGUGGUGGUGAAAACCGAACGGACAGAGGACGACGACCUGAUCGUGGUCUCCGGGGAGGAAGGAGGAGAAGACGAGGAGGACGAGGAUGAGAGGGAGAUGGAGCUGGCACGAGAGCGGGAAAGGAGCAACUUCAACAUCUCAAACGUCAGGAGCCUUUCAGGCGAGCUCGGGGGCAGAGCGGAGAACGAUAUGGAGUCACAGGUCGACUACUGCCAGUCUUCAGAGGACUACCUCAAGUUUGAAGGAAGUCUCAUGGACCAAACUUUAGCGCAACAUCUUCACGACAGCGCUGCAGAUGAUGCUGCUGGCACCAGUUUGAAGCCCAGCCUGAGGAUUCAGCUCCGAGAAAACAAAGAGCCACGUGUAGCAAAUAGACUGUACGUAGAAGAUGGACACAGCCACCAUGACAUGUUCUAGCUACUCAAACUACUGACUAUUGUACACACCAUAAGUGAGGAAACCGUAUAUAUAUAAAUAGGCACAGAUUUCUGCUAUUUAGACUCAUAACAGACUAAUAAUUUAAGAUACGAUAAAUUAUUUAAUUCUCUGAUACUUUUAUUAAAAAUGCUUCAUAAACACAGUUCACUCAGACGCUGUGAGGCCUGUAAGCUACAGUCAGUACCGUCAGUUUAGGGAGAAACAUCCUAACUUUGGGACUUUGUAAAAUCUAAUGAAGGGAGUUAUAUGGAGUACAAUUGAUAUGAAGGGGGAAAUAUUAAUAGAAGGCAAGAUAACUUUGUACCAGGCUUUAAACAGCUGGUUGGAGGCCUCGGGGCAGAACCAGAGGAGCUUGAGGAGGUGACUGAACUCAGAAAAUGGGUGGAUGGCCUUGACAUGUUUAUUCCAUCUCUGAAAUAACCUGCAUUUCAUGCCCGGGCUUUUCCGUUUGGUAUAAAUGAUAAUAAAUAAUAAACUCUUGCAUGGUCUGCAGAUCACUGGGCUCAGAGUGUAAAACACCUGCUGGCCUCAAACUGAAGCUCAGCAAACAUCAGCAAAUACACUACAAAAUAAAAGCUUUGAAACAUCCAGCACAAACCACAGUUACACCGUUAAAGUUGAAGUCUGUAGCAACAAAAUGCAAACUGGACUUUAAACCUACGUUGGAUUUACACGUGGUUCUUUAUUGCAGCUGAAGCUUCAGCCGCGCCGUCACAAAGGGAAGCCCGUUGAUCUCAGUCAUGCAUGAAGGGAGGAAUAUUUCUUUAGGCUGACGUGUACAGCUCGAGCCUGACUCAGCAGUGACCUUCAAACAUGUUCGCGUGUAGAAGUUCAAAAGUCGAAGCUAAAUUUAUUUCAGCUCUACACAAACACAAACACUACCUGUAACUGAUCACUUCCCCUCUGGAGCUUUUACAGCUGGAGGCGACUAACUUACUGUUUUGCUGCUGCUUUCACUUUAUUACUUUGUUGUUUGCAGAGUUUUUUGGCUUUGAGGAGUAUAAAAUAUUCUUAUUGCUGUAAAUAUAUAGAAAUAUACGUCAUCUACUCAUCAGGCCGGGAGCGACGUUUAGAUGCAGAUGCUGUUUGAUCUGAUUUUUCAGAGGAGGAAGUCUGUGAGAGUUUCUCUACCCUCCUACCCUGCAGCCAUCUGUUCAGUAAUGUUUAGUUCACUGAGGUCUUAUCUAAGCUACACAGUGUACCUCCUCUGAGCGUCUCACAGCACAUUUAGAUAAAGUUAUGGAGGCGGGUGAAGACUGAACCUCAUCUUCAGCAGCUGUUCUGCACACUGAGAGUCAAAUAUCCUUAAUUCUGUUUGUUAUGAAGAGAGAUUUCUGUCUUUAAUUAUAUUUUUAUUAUUAUUAUCACACUUUUUCUGCCUUUUUAAAAUUUCUUUAAAGGUUCUUUGAGGAAAAUGUGUUCCAGAAGUGUGUAAAUGAAGGUUUUAGUAGACGGCGAUAUACAAGUGCAUCUCAAAAAAUUCGAAUAUUAUUAAAAAGUUUAUUUUUUCAUAAUUCAAAUGGGGAAAAUCUUCACAUAUUCUGUAUUCAUUACAUGUAAUGUUUCAUGCCUUUAUGGAAGCAUAUUACCAGGAAGCUGGCUGAAUGAAAAAAACUGAAAAUCUGGAGAAGCAACAGAGAUGAGCACGGCUUUGAGAGGAUUGCUGAGAAAAGUCAAUUGAAGAACCUGAAAGAGGCUCCAGGUGGAGACGUCAUCAGGAAAGAGGCUCCAGGAAUGAGAAGCUCCCACUAUUGAACCCGAGACAACAGAAGUGUGCUUCCCAGGAUCAGGAGAAAAGACCAAGGCUGUCGUUCAGAUUAAAGUAAAUUUUACAUUUUAUUUGGAAAUGACGGAAGCAGAGUGAAGAGAUGCACAGAGUCCAAGCUGUUUAAUGUUUCUGCAGUCUGUGAUGUCAUCUGUCAUCUACACAGCCGUCAGCUUCCAUCUGAUGAAGAGCUUCAUGGAGACGUCGGUUUUCUUUUCAAGCCAAAUGGUUUGAUGACCAUGUUGUUCUCUGAUUGGUCCUCGAGCUCACCUGACGAGAAACACUCGACCAGACGAGCUGAAGAGCGCCAGCAAAGCAGCCUGAACUUUAAUAAUAAUCAUCACAGUUUGAAAACACGCUUCCAAUAUUUCACUUUAUGUGUAAUGAAUAUGAACAUGGAAUAUAUGAAAAUUUGAUAGUCGUGAUAUUCAAAUGUUCUGAGAUGCACAAUUAUAAAACAUAAUUUAAUAAUUUUUAUGACAGGGCUUUUU
Messenger RNA from Neolamprologus brichardi, 3911 nucleotides. Lineage: Eukaryota; Metazoa; Chordata; Actinopteri; Cichliformes; Cichlidae. The record is from RefSeq and is a predicted model, not a curated record.